AAGCAUGGAACCACUGAGCGGAUACUCUUGAUGUAAUUGUAGAGACUCCGCGAGAAUCAUGGCGAAUCAUUUCCUGAAUGCGGAGGACAUCCGGGGACUCUUCUUAAUGAUCGAUGAUUGUCGACAAAACAUCUUGGCAGUGAUCAGCACAUACCGAGAGAAGUUGCGCGAAAAAGGCUACAAUGUACAUAUCAUCAAUCCUUCGAGACCGGAUAUUAUGGAAUCCGGGACUAUCGCCCCGCCUUUCUGGCCCCCAAACUUUAAGGUCUCUCAGCCGAAAUCGGUGCUCAUACUGCAUUCCUUAGAGCUCCUUCAGGCCUUGGCUGAUGUGGAUUUCCAGACGCUGUUCAAACAACUCAUAAACUGGCUUGCGCUCCCCACGGUGAGUCAAAUCGUGGUCUCGGUGAAUCGGGAAUCGAUGUCGACUGGUGAACUCGAGACUCUCGAGUACCUGUGCUCGCAAAAACUGGAGCUCCUCGAGAGAAAUGGGAACGAUUUCAAAGUGGAGAGCUUGUGGAAGAAACCGCGAGGCAAAGCGCUCGUGCAAAAAGAGAUUGUGGUCAUUCAGAACUCCCGACUCGUCAAAUGCUCUGUCGUCAACGACCCCGUCCUCCCAGCAGGAGCCAGAAGUCAGCCGGCGAGUAUAUUGGCAGACCUCACCUUCAACGUCAAUAUAACCGGAGACGAACAAAAAGAUAAGGAUAAACUCGUCCUACCCUACACAGAGGCUGGUCAAAUCACCUACACUCUCGACCGCGAAGACGAUUUCGAUGAAGAAGACGAUCCAGACGACGACCUGGAUAUAUAAGAGGGGGCUGCUCUAUUUCGACUUCAUAGUCGUUGAUCUAUUCCAACGCCUUCGAUUAAAACAAAAGAAUCCU
Galendromus occidentalis (western predatory mite) is the source of this 881-nucleotide messenger RNA. It is a transcript of the gene Elp5, whose product is annotated as Elongator complex protein 5. The record is from RefSeq and is a predicted model, not a curated record. Gene Ontology annotation, biological process: tRNA wobble uridine modification. Gene Ontology annotation, cellular component: elongator holoenzyme complex; cytosol; nucleus. The transcript is spliced from 5 exons. Gene Ontology annotation, molecular function: tRNA binding. Lineage: Eukaryota; Metazoa; Arthropoda; Arachnida; Mesostigmata; Phytoseiidae. Bases 59 to 808 code for a protein of 249 amino acids.